Messenger RNA from Malania oleifera, 702 nucleotides. Its product is annotated as ethylene-responsive transcription factor RAP2-4-like. Gene Ontology annotation, biological process: regulation of DNA-templated transcription. The transcript has a single exon. Gene Ontology annotation, molecular function: DNA binding; DNA-binding transcription factor activity. The coding region runs from base 1 to 702 and encodes 233 amino acids. NCBI's taxonomy places the organism in Eukaryota, Viridiplantae, Streptophyta, Magnoliopsida, Santalales, Ximeniaceae. The record is from RefSeq and is a predicted model, not a curated record.
AUGGACUGCACAGAGAUCACAAAAAUCCCAUCACAACCCUACCACCCCAAUUCUGAAAACCAUACCAAAGAACACCAUCAAACCAAAAAUUUCCAGAAUGAUGGAGAGAAACAGAACUUGAGGAAAAUCCCAAAAGCACUAAACGGCUGUAGCAAUGGAAGAAAGUUCACUGGGGUAAGACAAAGGCCCUCAGGAAGGUGGGUUGCUGAAAUCAAAGACUCCUCACAGAAGCUGAGACUCUGGUUAGGGACUUUUGAUAAACCAGAGGAGGCUGCUUUGGCUUACGACGCUGCUGCCCGGUUUCUUCGAGGCCGAAACACGAAAACCAACUUCCCUGCAGAUUUUGCAAAGUGCAGCCUGUUGGGAAAGAACCCAAAGCUCUAUGAGCUUCUCCAACAAGCGGUCAUGAAGAAGAACCAUGCAGGAUUUGCUGCUGUUCUCAACUCCUUGAAACCUCCCUGGGAAAGUCAGAACAGAGAAGGAGAAACUCCGGACCCGGUCGAUUUGGAUGGGCUUGUUGGAGAACCCGGAGUCUGUGCAUUGAGCUCGGAAGAUGGGCUUGGGUGGUAUGGCUUCCGAGAAGAAGACGAGCUCGGUCGACUCUCGGUUGGUGGUUCUAAGGUCUAUUCUUCUGUCAUUGUGGCUCCUUCCUUUAGCAGUACUACAAUGACAAAGCAACUAUGGAAGCAUCAUGGUUCAUAA